Messenger RNA from Zygotorulaspora mrakii, 2610 nucleotides. It is a transcript of the gene ARG56, whose product is annotated as bifunctional acetylglutamate kinase/N-acetyl-gamma-glutamyl-phosphate reductase. Gene Ontology annotation, molecular function: arginine binding; NADP+ binding; N-acetyl-gamma-glutamyl-phosphate reductase (NADP+) activity. Gene Ontology annotation, biological process: L-arginine biosynthetic process. The transcript has a single exon. Gene Ontology annotation, cellular component: cytoplasm; mitochondrial matrix; mitochondrion. The record is from RefSeq and is a predicted model, not a curated record. Lineage: Eukaryota; Fungi; Ascomycota; Saccharomycetes; Saccharomycetales; Saccharomycetaceae. Bases 1 to 2610 code for a protein of 869 amino acids.
AUGCCAUCUGCAAGGUUACUAGUGUCCACAGGGGCCCUAAAACACUCUAGAUUGCAGCAAAUAAAGAAUGUUCUGGCUAAAGCUGCAGCUGCUGGAAAUGGCAAUUCUUCGGGUUCCGUAUUAGCUGCCGGAAAGGUAGCCCCUUCUGUGACAUUUACCAGAAAGAAGGUUGGAUAUUCCAAGAGGUAUAUGUCAUCCAGUAAUGGCGUCGGUACCUUGGCAACUAGAUCCACUGUGAUACAAUUGCUCAACAAUAUCAGUAGCAAGAGAGAAGUUGAGCAAUACCUGAAAUAUUUCACUUCGGUCUCUCAGCAACAAUUUGCGGUCAUCAAAGUUGGAGGAGCUAUUAUCAGUGAUAAUCUACAGGAGCUAGCUUCUUGUUUGGCAUUUCUUUACCAUGUAGGUCUUUACCCAAUUGUGUUACAUGGAACCGGUCCCCAAGUCAAUGGGAGAUUAGAGGCCCAGGGAGUCGAACCUGACUAUAUCGAUGGUAUUCGUAUUACUGAUGAAAGGACAAUGGCUGUUGUUAGACAGUGUUUCUUGGAACAGAACUUAAAACUUGUGACUGCCCUUGAACAGUUGGGAGUACGUGCGAGACCAAUCACAUCUGGUGUCUUCACAGCCAACUAUUUAGACAAGGAAAAGUAUCAGUUGGUUGGUGAUAUCACUGGUGUAACAAAGGAUCCAAUCGAAGCUUCGAUCAAAGCAGGCGCUUUACCUAUUUUGACCUCUUUAGCAGAGACACCAUCCGGUCAAAUGCUUAAUGUUAAUGCCGAUGUCGCUGCUGGUGAAUUGGCCCGUAUUUUUGAACCUUUGAAGAUUGUUUACCUAAAUGAAAAAGGUGGUAUCAUUAACGGUGAAACUGGUGAAAAAAUUUCUGUCAUUAACUUGGAUGAGGAAUACGAAGCUUUAAUGCAACAGAGCUGGGUUAAAUAUGGAACUAAGCUCAAGAUUAGAGAAAUCAAAGAGCUUUUAGAUUUUUUACCUCGUUCAUCGUCUGUUGCUAUCAUCAAUGUUCAAGAUUUACAGAAGGAAUUAUUUACUGACUCUGGUGCAGGUACUAUGAUUAGAAGGGGUUAUAAAUUGACCAAGAGAUCAUCAUUAUCUGAGUUUCCUUCUCCUGAUAUCUUGAGGCAAGCAUUGCAAAGGGAUGCUGAUAUCAUCUCUGGCAAGUUGGCAGUAGCAACGUAUCUAAGAGAAUUGGAACAAGCCAAUUUCACGACUUAUGCUGAUGAACCUCUAGAUGCAUUAGCGAUUAUCAAAAAAGAAGGUAAGAUUCCAAGACUGGACAAAUUUUUGUGCACUGAGUAUGCUUGGUUAAACAACGUUACGGAUAACGUUUUCAGUGCCUUGAGCCGCGAUUUCCCAGCUUUGCAAUGGAUUGUUAAUGAAGAUGAUCCAAAUAUUGCUUGGCAUUUCGAUAAGUCCCAGGGAUCCUAUUUGAGAUCUGGUAAAGUUUUAUUUUGGUACGGAAUUGAAGAUUUGAAUACUGUUUCCGAAAUUAUUCGCGAAUUCACUAAAGAAGUUGGGUACCCGGCAGGUUCUGCCUCAGAAAGUGGGGUUUUCUCUUCCGGUUCUGCUUCAAGAUCGUAUUCAACAAGGUCUGCCCCUAAACCUACCGGAUCUAAUACUUCUCCUGGCCGUGUUGCAUUAAUUGGCGCCAGAGGCUAUACAGGAAAAAAUUUGAUAUCUUUGAUUGACAAUCAUCCCUUCCUUAAUGUGGCUCAUGUCUCUUCAAGGGAACUUAAAGGACAAUCGUUACACUAUUAUAAAAAGUCAAACAUCGUUUACGAGUCAUUGCAAAUUGAGGAUAUCAAAGGAUUAGAAUCCAAGGGAGAUGUUGACUUUUGGGUCAUGGCUUUACCUAACAAAGUUUGUGAACCUUUUGUAGAAGCGAUUGAAAGCGUUCAUGGUAAAUCGAAGAUUAUCGAUUUAUCGGCCGAUCACAGAUUUGUCCCUGAGACAGAAUGGACCUAUGGCUUACCAGAAUUAAACGAUAGAAGCAAAAUUGCCGCUGCUAAGAAAAUCGCCAACCCAGGUUGCUAUGCAACAGGUUCACAACUAUCUAUUGCCCCACUAACUGAAUUUAUUACUGGGUUGCCCACUGUUUUUGGUGUUUCUGGUUAUUCUGGUGCUGGUACUAAACCAUCACCAAAGAACGACCCAAAAUUUUUGAGCAAUAACUUGAUCCCUUACUCCUUGACUGACCACAUACACGAACGUGAAAUCUCUUCUCGUAUUGGACAGCCAGUCGCCUUCAUACCUCACGUAGGUCAAUGGUUCCAAGGUAUCUCCUUGACUGUCUCAAUCCCUAUCAAAAAAGGCUCAUUAACUGCAGAAGAUACAAAGAAAAUUUACGAGGAGUUCUUUAAGAGUGAGGAACUAGUUCAUAUCGGCGAUGACAUCCCAUUGGUCAAAGACAUCAGUGGAACUCAUGGUGUAGUCAUUGGUGGAUUCAAAGUAAACGAUGCUCAAGACCGUGUAGUUGUCUGUGCAACCAUUGACAAUUUGUUGAAGGGUGCUGCUACGCAAUGUUUGCAAAAUAUCAACUUAGCUAUGGGCUAUGGUGAAUAUGAGGGUAUUCCAAAGGAUAAAAUCCUCAAGAGAUAG